UGUAACAGUACCUUCUUUCACUUCAGUCUUACGCCGUCGAGUCGACUAUGAUGAUUUUAAGUGAUCGAUUUUGAUGUCCAUAGUUAAGGCAUCGCUCGUUAAUAAGGCGUGGAGAAAUGUUACAAUGUUUAGUGCAUGAGUGCUUUGAAUAAGGAAGUUACCAAGGAGUUUUAAGAUGCAACAGUUCCAUGUGAGACUUGUAGUUCUGAGUAUAAUCAUAGUUACUUCAAUUUCUGCAGGUUCACCGAUAUACGACAACGUGGACUUUGAAACGGACGAUGCACCGAUAUACGACUAUGUGGACUUCGAAACGGACGGUGAAUAUGGAGACUAUUUCGAGGGUGACACGGCCAUGCCGGACUCGCAACCACAAGCAAUAGAUGGCAGUUUCGCUCGCAAUGGUUUAAUCGAUGAAACUCGACGCUGGCCAAACCAUACCGUCGUGUACCACAUCAAUGAGGAAGACUUUGAUGAAGAACAACUGUCUAAAAUUAACGCUGCUAUGGCGGACAUAGCGAAUCAUUCGUGUGUUAUAUUCCGACCCAGGGAAACAGAUGACGAACAUGCAGUCAUUAUAAAAGGUUCAGAUAUAUGUUCUGCAAAGGUGGGAUAUGCACCUUAUCACGCAGAUCUUCAAGUUAUCGAAUUAGCUGACACUUGCUUCAAACACGGUACCAUCAUACACGAACUGCUGCAUACGCUUGGAUUCCGUCACAUGCAUAGUACUUAUGAUAGAGACGAUUAUAUCGAUGUUCUAUGGGACAAUGUACAACCUGGAUACGAAGAGAAUUUCAUAAAAGACGACAGUGACUAUGUGACUAACUUUGGAGUACCGUAUGAUUACAACAGUGUAUUGCACUACACAGAAUCAGCAUUUACUGCUAACGGCAACAACACUAUUAUCCCACUAAAGGAAAAUGUGACUAAUAUUGGUCAACGGGAUGGACUUUCUCAUGGCGACAUAUUGAAAGUAAACAGAAUGUAUUGUGUAAAUAAUGGAACUGGCGAUGAGGAUGAUCCGUUCGCUGAGUACGACGAGGAAGUGUCGAUUGACAAAUAAAAUAAAUCAAGAUAUAAUCAUAAAUUCUAAAUAAGAAAAUGUUACGUUGUAGUUGUGAAGUGUGAAAUAAAACAUGUGAUUACAUAAAUAAGUGUAUCGAUCUAUUUGUUGAUGUAGGAUAGCGCCAGUGUGGAGUACCUACACUACCUGGUAAUCCACAUAGCAUUUAAUUGGUUUCUUUACGGAAUUGGACGGCUAAUAAAUCUGAUGGUUAGUAAUUGGUGCCGGCCAUGGUGCCGGCCAUGGACAACAGAGGAGCUACCUUGCUGGGAGUGUUUGAGUGUAAGGAGUGGCUUGUGAUGGAAGAGAAGAUUGGGCCUCCACCUCCCUCAGACGGCGAAACAUAAGGCGUGUGUAUAACCGAAAGAGAUGAACCGGAUAACUUUUAUUUAUUUAUUUAGUAAGGUACAUCUACAUAAAACAUAUGUUUUAAAAUUUUAUGACCGAGAUAGAAACCUUGUAUGUAUAUAUCUCUAAUAGAUGUAGGUACACAACAUUUACUGUAUAAACACAAAAAAUAGGUUAAACUAGGGUAUUAAUUUGUUAAGAAAAUUACAACAGAAACAACAUAGACGGAAAUUGAAAUAAGAUAUAAACUUACUAGAUAUCUAACCAGCUAGGUACCAAUGGCUUGCAUCAUAGUUAAUUACUUAGAUAUGAUUUCAAAUAGGUAUAAUUUUUAGCAUUAUGUAUUAUAUAAUCAAGUAGUAGGUAGAGGAGUAGAUGAUAAACGAUAAUAAAUAAUUAAGCUGAUUAAUAAGAGACGUAAUGAAGUGAACUGCUCGGUUGUAACCGUAGUUGAGCCAUAUGGAGCAAGAUCGAUUACCGCAUUGAUGGGCGGGCAUCACCUAUAUGAUUUUACUAUCGCAAUAGAGCUAUGUUUAUUACCGUAUGAAACAAUCUACCUAAUAUGUUUUAUAUAUCACCUAAUUAUUAGGUGUGACCUACUUUUUUAUAACUUACAGGAAAAUGUGACUAUUGGUCAAAAGAUAGGACUUUCUCAUGGCGACAUAUUAAAUCUAAACAAAACGUAUUGUAAAGAAACCGACGAUGAGGAAGUUAGGUUCAUUGAUUGAGAAUAUUGACGAGAAAGUGUCUGUGAUUUACAAAUAAAGUUAGUUAUAAACCUAAAUAAUAAAAUGUUACGUCGCAGUCAAUUGUAA
Molecule: messenger RNA, 2223 nt
Organism: Spodoptera frugiperda (fall armyworm)
Lineage: Eukaryota; Metazoa; Arthropoda; Insecta; Lepidoptera; Noctuidae
Product: seminal metalloprotease 1
Exons: 7
Coding region: 176-1060 (294 amino acids)
Biological process (GO): proteolysis
Molecular function (GO): zinc ion binding; metalloendopeptidase activity
Source: RefSeq, a predicted model, not a curated record